CACCAUAAAAAUACAAUAACGUAGUAGGAUUAAAUGUACAAAUAAACAGGUCCUAACCAAGUAGUGUAAAACGUAGAAUUUUUAGUUCCAAAAAAUGGAAGACAAGCAACUAAUGAAAACUAGCCAGAAUAAAUCUAAAAAACAUAUACCAUUUUGUUGGCAACUACCUGUAAUUCUGAAAGGUUGGAAGCAAGAGCUAACCGAAGACGAUCUUUAUACACCUUUGAAAGAAUUUGAAUCUAGACGAUUAGGAGACGAGUUAGAACGACUCUGGCAAGACGAAGAACAAUUUUCUAAAAACCCGUCACUAACCACAGCGCUAUGGAAACUAGUACGAGUAAAAUUCAUGCUUUAUGGGUUUGUGUUGUUUGUAUUUAAACUAACCUCUUUUACCGUACAACCACUCUGUUUAAGAAAAAUUUUAGACUACCACACAUCCAAUCAAACUGACGUAUCUCUAAGAGAAGCUUACACAUACGCGGGAAUUAGUGCCACCACAAUUCUACUAUUUAUGAUUGUGAUUCACUGGACCAUACUACAACUCACUUUACUCGGGUUGAAGGUCCGAAUAGCUUGUUCUUCUCUGAUUUUUCGUAGAGCGUUGAAACUAAAGCAAAGCUCGUUGGGGAAAGUACCGAUAGGUCACGUGAUUAACUUACUGUCAAAUGACGUCAACAGAUUUGAGACUUGUCUUCCAUUUCUUCCACACAUUUGGAUAGCGCCUGUUAACUUAAUAAUAGUAACUUGUAUUCUGGACUUCACUCUUGGCCAUACAGCCACGUGUGGAAUUGGUGUCCUAGUUAUUUUUGUAAUAUUUCAAAUGUACUCCAUGAAGAUGCUUUCUUCUGUCAGACGAAACGUUGCUGAGAAAACUGACUACAGAGUGCGAUUAAUGAAUGAUGUCAUCUGCGGUAUUCAAGCCAUUAAAAUGUACACUUGGGAAAAACCGUACAUGAAACUGAUACACAACGUGAGAAAACAAGAGAUGAACAAAGUAGUUGCCAGUAACCACAUCCGUGUUCUAAACCUUGUCUUUAGAAUAUACAUUUCCAAAUUGGGUGUUUACUUGUCAAUACUGGUUACUACAUUAAUGGGGUUACCUUUGACGUCACAGUACGUCUUUGUCAUGUUUAACAUUUAUGAAACUUUGAAAAUGUCUACAAGUAUGCUGUUCCAACACGCUCUGGGACAGGUUGCCGAAACAAACAUUUCGAUACAGCGAAUCCAGUCGUACUUGCUCCACGACCACCAAACCUUAACUCCAAACGUAGACUCCAUUGCCACAUUUAGACAAGACAAAUAUCAAACCAAACCCGGAAUCUCUCUAAAAAGUGUUAGCAUCAAGUGGAAUUCUGCUUCUCCUAGUUUUACUUUAAGCGACGUCAAUUUUGAAGCCUCACCCGGCGAACUAGUUGCCAUAGCUGGUGCUACUGGUAGCGGAAAAUCAACACUUCUUUAUGCGAUUUUGAACGAAGUCGACGUAAUUAAAGGCAACAUUGAGCUUGAAGGAACAAUCUCGUACGCAUCCCAAGAACCGUGGAUUUUUUCAGCCAGUAUUAAGCAAAAUAUCCUCUUCGGGGAAGAUUUCAACAGGCUGAAAUAUUUGAAGGUACUCAAAGCCUGCGCUCUUGAGCACGACCUUGCUAUGUUUCCGCACGGUGACCAAACCCGGGUUGGCGAAAGAGGGGUCAUGUUGAGUGGUGGCCAAAAGGCGAGAAUCGGUUUAGCAAGAGCUGUGUACAGAGACGCUGAUGUUUAUUUGCUUGAUGAUCCAUUAUCAGCGGUGGAUUCUCAAGUGGCACGUCACAUUUUCAACGACUGCGUUUGUGGCUAUUUGAAAACGAAAUGCGUGAUUUUGGUGACGCAUCAAAUCCAGUUCUUGAAACGCGUGAACAGAGUGUAUUUGAUUGAGUCACAAACUGUUUAUAAGUGUAACGAAGACACGAAUUUUGCAAAUUUUGGAAAAUAUUUUGUCGACGAUGUUUCAAAGACGGAAGAGACACAACCUAAUUUUGUGGAACUAAAUCAACUUCAAGUUGAAACUAAAGAACAUCGGAGUUCUGAUGCUACGUUAUCAAAAGCUUACAAGGGCUACGUCAGUGCAGGGAAUUUGUUUCUUACUUGUGUGAUAUUUUGUUCUUUCGUAAUAGGUUUAGGGAUUAAUAUUUCAGUUGAUUAUUUUUUGGCACUGUGGGUUGAUGCGGAGCAAGGUGACACUGUCAAAGAUUGGAAUUUUUUAAAGUUCCUCGACAAAAGUUGUUACCUAUACGUGUAUACGGUUCUAUUGGUACUUUUAGUACUGUCGUCACAUGGUACUUCUUGCUUGUUCGUAACAUGGUCCAAAUCAAUCUCAAACAAUUUGCACAACGUUAUGUUGCAAAGAAUUGUCAAUGCAACUGUAACAUUCUUCAACGAGCAUUCUUCUGGUCGAAUUCUUAAUCGUUUCACCAAAGACAUCGGAAUUGUUGACGAGAUUAUUCCGCCUGUCUUUAUGGCGGUACUCACGAGCCUCAGUGUUAUAUUAAGUGUCCUUUGUCUUAUUAUCUUUUCAAAUUAUUGGAUCGUGUUUCCUAUAGUUUUGGUCGUUCUAAUAACAAUAGGUUUUAAAAUGAUAUUUCAGCACACUAGUAGCAGCCUGAAAAGAACAGAGGCAGUAACUCGAAGUGCCGCACUUACACAUUUAUCGGCAUCUGUUCAAGGUUUACCAAUAAUAAGAGCUUUCGGACUGGAAAGUAAAAUCGUAGAUGAAUUUGACUAUCACGAAAGUCUUCACAGUUCAGCCUUCUACUUAUUCGCGACAACAUUCGCCGCAUUUAGCUUCUGGACAGAUGUAGUUUGCGCUUUAUUCAACAUUCUAGUAAUAUUUAGUUUCUUGUUCAUAAAAGUUGACUCUUCCGCCGGUUUUGUUGGCUUGGCCAUAACGCAGUCUAUGAUGUUGGUACGACUAGUUCAGUACACUCUAAAAAACUGGGGAGACCUUGAAGCAAGAAUGGUUUCAGUGGAACGAAUAAUAGAAUAUACAGAAAUAGAAGUAGAAUCCAAUGCCGGAGUUGCUAAAGUUGCACAGGACUGGCCAACCACAGGCAAACUAUCAUUUGUUUCAGUUUCUCUCCAAUAUUCCCCUGAUACUCCCUUCGUUCUAAAGAAUAUCUCCUUCGAAAUCAAACACGGCGAAAAAAUCGGAAUCGUCGGUAGAACCGGUGCUGGCAAAACCUCACUCACGUCAGUCCUUUUCCGUUUAUUCCACCACGAAGGAGACGUUUUCAUCGACGGAGUUAACACCAAAACCAUAUCUUUAGACGUUCUUCGUUCCAAAAUCACCAUCAUUCCUCAAGAUCCGGUUUUAUUUUUGGGCACUCUGCGCAAAAAUAUCGACCCUUUUGACGAUUACACAGACCACGAAAUUUGGAGUUGCUUGGACGAACUAGAACUGAAAGAAAUGGUUUCAAAAUUGUCAAAUGGUUUAGAAAGUCAAAUUUCCGAAAAGGGUUCGAAUUUUAGUUUCGGUGAAAAGCAGCUGCUGUGUCUUGUUAGGGCCAUGUUGAGGAAUAAUAAAUUAAUCGUGCUGGAUGAAGCUACAGCUAAUGUUGAUUUGAAGACGGACGAACUAAUUCAGGCUGUGAUUAGACGGAAAUUUCGACAUUGUACGGUUUUGACUGUAGCGCAUCGUUUGAACACGGUUAUAGAUUCCGACAGGAUUUUGGUUCUCGAUGAUGGUUCAAUUGUGGAAUUUGAUCAUCCGUUUUUGCUGUUGCAGAACACGGAAGGUUUUUUUUAUGAAUACAUCAAGCAGUAUGGAAAUGCAGUGGUGUCAGAGUUUAAGGCAAGUGCUGAAUAUAAUUACAGACAACUAAAUACUGCUUCCAGUUUAACGGAAUAUGAAAAUGAAGAGGAUAAGAGUUUGUGAAAGAUGUUUCAGUUAAAAAUUUCUGAAACAUGAUUGAUAUUUAUGUCAAGAAGCAGCUCUCAACAAGUUUUACUUUCCGUUUCCAGAUAAUUUCCUAAACUA
This is a messenger RNA of Zophobas morio, 4009 nucleotides long. RefSeq names its product ATP-binding cassette sub-family C member 4-like. Gene Ontology annotation, biological process: transmembrane transport. Bases 95 to 3907 code for a protein of 1270 amino acids. Gene Ontology annotation, molecular function: ATP binding; ABC-type transporter activity; ATP hydrolysis activity. The transcript is spliced from 8 exons. The record is from RefSeq and is a predicted model, not a curated record. NCBI's taxonomy places the organism in Eukaryota, Metazoa, Arthropoda, Insecta, Coleoptera, Tenebrionidae. Gene Ontology annotation, cellular component: membrane.